This is a messenger RNA of Camelina sativa (false flax), 1115 nucleotides long. The record is from RefSeq and is a predicted model, not a curated record. Lineage: Eukaryota; Viridiplantae; Streptophyta; Magnoliopsida; Brassicales; Brassicaceae.
AAACCGAAGAUGUUCAAGAAACAACCCUCGCUCUCUUCCGUAUCAAAGAAGACAACGAAUCUUCCUAUGAGAGAACAUACCAUGUUUAAGAAAGCCUCCGAGCUUUCAAUCCUGUGCGAUGUCGAAGUCUGUGUUAUAUACUACAACCGUGACGGAGAACUCGUCAGGACAUGGCCGGAAGAUCAAUCCAAGGUUCGAGACAUGGCGGAGAGAUUCAGCAAACUCAACGAUAGGGAGAGACGCAAGAAAAGCACAAACCUUUCUCUGUUUCUGAAUAAGAAGACCGGCCUCAAAGACAAGAAGACAUCUUUUGAUAUCACGGACAACAGAUUCUCUGAGAAAGUUUUGGAGAUGGAGGCUUCGUUAGAGAGUUCUCUACGGGUGUUACAAGAUAAGCUUCUUCGGUUACAGAACCAGGCGGAACCCAAUCAGAAGAACCCUGUGGUGUCUUCCGGCGGCUUCUUCACACCAGAUCCAUCAUUGAUGAGCGGAACAGAGCAAGACCUAUCGACGCCAUCAUUGACUCAACAACAUCAGAGCAAAUUUUCAGUCUUUCUCUAUAACCAUGACAACGGUAGCUUCUGCCAACUCCCUGACUCCUCUGUUUCUACCUUUGACCCAUCGACGAGUUCGAAGAACCCUGUGGUGUCUUCCGGCGGCUUCUUCACACCAGAUCCAUCAUUGAUGAGCGGAACAGAGCAAGACCUAUCGACGCCAUCAUUGACUCAACAACAUCAGAGCAAAUUUUCAGUCUUUCUCUAUAACCAUGACAACGGUAGCUUCUGCCAACUCCCUGACUCCUCUGUUUCUACCUUUGACCCAUCGACGAGUUCGGCUUCACUUGGGACAACUUUGUUGUGACCAAUUUAGAUUUUAGGGUUUGUAAUAAGUCGAGAAUUUUUGUUAUUAUCUUUUGAAUAAUUGUAUGUUUUGGUUAGUAUGAAUGCAUUUUUUUUUUCUCAAGUUUUGUAACAUAGUCUUGGCUUCGGCUUCGGACAGAUGAUAUUGUUAGAACUAUCACAGUUUUGCAACUUGAAAAUAGAACUUCUACCACAGUUUUGCAAUUUGUAUUGUUUGCAAGACCACAGUUUUGCAAUUUGUAUUGUUUGCAAGAC